UAGUCACUGAGCCUGUCGGCGAGCGAGCCGAGGAGAAGCCUGCGGCCGCAGUGUUUACCUCUCGCGGGCUCGGAGGUGAUGCGCUGUUCUCGCGAGACGAGGCCGGGAGGCGGUUCCGCUACCCGGCACGUGUCUCGGGGUAGUGCGCGCCGCGUCUCUCUUCGGGUCUCGGCGCCUUGGGCGCAGCGGGGCGUGCGCCAUGGGAAAGGCCAAGAAGGUCGGGGCGCGAAGGAAGACCUCUGGGGCGCCGGCGGGAGCGCGAGGGGGCCCGGCGAAGGCCAACUCCAAUCCAUUCGAGGUGAAAGUCAACAGGCAGAAGUUCCAGAUCCUGGGCCGGAAGACGCGCCACGACGUGGGGCUGCCCGGGGUGUCUCGCGCGCGGGCCCUCAGGAAGCGUACACAGACUCUACUAAAGGAGUACAAAGAAAGGGAUAAGUCCAAUGUCUUCAGAGAUAAACGCUUCGGAGAAUACAACAGCAGCAUGAGCCCCGAGGAGAAGAUGAUGAAGAGGUUUGCUCUGGAACAGCAGCGACAUCAUGAGAAAAAAAGCAUCUACAAUCUAAAUGAAGAUGAAGAAUUGACUCAUUAUGGCCAGUCUUUGGCAGACAUCGAGAAACAUAAUGACAUUGUGGACAGUGACAGCGAUGCUGAGGAUCGAGGAGCGUUGUCUGCUGAGCUGACCGCUGCCCACUUCGGAGGCGGCGGCGGGCUCCUACACGAGAAGACUCAACAGGAAGACGAGGAGCAGGGGAAAGCCAAGUCCCGGAAGGAGCUGAUUGAAGAGCUCAUUGCCAAGUCUAAACAAGAGAAGAGGGAGAGACAAGCUCAACGAGAAGAUGCCCUCGAGCUCACAGAGAAGCUAGACCAAGACUGGAAAGAAAUUCAGACUCUCCUGUCCCACAAAACUCCCAAGUCAGAGAACAGAGAUAAAAAGGAGAAACCCAAGGCAGAAAGCAAGCUGGAUGCACCAGCCUCACAGCUGGGAGGACCGUAGGCCCAGCCCGCUGCCCAGGGCAGGACUGCACGCCUCCUCACCAAGUGUUGGAGGAGUGCGCUCUAAGACAUCUCAUUUCUUCCUGCUCAGGCUGAGAGGCUUCGAAGAAUGCUUGGAAAGGAUGAGGAUGAAAAUGUGAAGAAACCAAAACAUAUAUCAGCAGAUGAUCUGAAUGAUGGCUUCGUGCUAGAUAAAGAUGACAGGCGUUUGCUUUCCUACAAAGAUGGAAAGAUGAAUGUUGAGGAAGAUGGCCAGGAAGAGCAAAGCAAGGAAGCCAGUGACCCUGAGAGCAACGAGGAAGAAGGUGACAGUUCAGGCAGGGAGGACACAGAGGAGAGUGAUAGUCCAGAUAGCCACUCGGACCUGGAAUCCAACGUAGAGAGCGAGGAAGAAAAUGAGAAACCAGCAAAAGAGCAGCGGCAGACUCCUGGGAGAGGGCCAACGAGCGGCAAGGGAAGAGCUGGAAAAGCUGCCGGAGACGAGCUGCCCUACACGUUCGCAGCCCCUGAAUCCUAUGAGGAACUGAGAUCUCUAUUGUUAGGAAGAUCGAUGGAAGAGCAGCUUUUGGUGGUGGAGAGAAUUCAGAAGUGCAACCACCCGAGUCUCGCAGAAGGAAACAAAGCAAAAUUAGAAAAACUGUUUGGCUUUCUUUUGGAGUACGUUGGCGAUUUAGCUACAGAUGACCCACCAGACCUCAGAGUAAUUGAUAAAUUGGUUGUGCACUUAUAUAAUCUUUGCCAGAUGUUUCCUGAAUCUGCAAGUGACGCUGUCAAAUUUGUUCUCCGAGAUGCCAUGCAUGAGAUGGAAGAAAUGAUUGAGACCAAAGGCCGGGCAACAUUGCCAGGGUUGGACGUGCUCAUUUAUUUGAAAAUCACUAGGUUGCUGUUUCCAACUUCCGACUUCUGGCACCCGGUGGUGACCCCUGCCCUCGUGUGCCUGAGUCAGCUGCUCACCAAGUGCCCCGUCCUGUCCCUCCAGGACGUGGUGAAGGGCCUGUUCGUGUGCUGCCUGUUCCUGGAGUAUGUGGCUUUGUCCCAGAGGUUCAUACCUGAGCUUAUUAAUUUUCUUCUUGGGAUUCUUUACAUAGCAACUCCAAACAAAGCAAGCCAAGGUUCCACUCUGGUGCACCCUUUCAGAGCACUUGGGAAGAACUCGGAACUGCUUGUGGUGUCUGAUAGAGAGGAUGUGGCCACGUGGCAGCAGAGCAGCCUCUCCCUCCGCUGGGCGAGUGGACUGAGGGCCCCGACUUCAACAGAGGCCAAUCACAUCCGGCUGUCCUGCCUGGCUGUGGGCCUGGCCCUGCUGAAGCACUGUGUGCCCAUGUACGGGUCCCUGCCAUCCUUCCACGCCAUCAUGGGGCCUCUCCGAGCCCUCCUCACAGAUCACCUGGCAGACUGCAGCCACCCCCAGGAGCUCCAGGAGCUGUGUCAGAGCACACUGACCGAAAUGGAAAGCCAGAAGCAGCUCUGCCGGCCGCUGACCUGUGAGAAGAGCAAGCCUGUCCCACUGAAGCUGUUCACGCCCCGGCUGGUCAAAGUCCUCGAGUUUGGAAGAAAACAAGGCAGUAGUAAGGAGGAACAGGAAAGGAAGAGGCUGAUCCACAAACACAAGCGUGAAUUUAAAGGGGCUGUUCGAGAAAUCCGCAAGGACAAUCAGUUCUUGGCGAGGAUGCAACUCUCAGAAAUAAUGGAACGGGAUGCAGAAAGAAAACGGAAAGUAAAGCAGCUUUUUAACAGCCUGGCUACACAAGAAGGCGAAUGGAAGGCUCUGAAGAGGAAAAAGUUCAAAAAAUAAAUUACGUUUUAUAAAUUAGGCAAGGAAAUACUGGACAUUACCUCACAUCUGCAAUUCCAACCCUCUGGGAGGCCAAGGCAGAAGGAUUGCUUCAGCUCAGGAGUUCAAGACCAGCCAGGGGGAGGACCCUGUCUCUACAAAAAAAAAUUUUUUAAUUAGCCAAGUGUGGUGGCACGUACCUGUAGUUCCAGGUACUCGGGAGGCUGAAGCAGGACUGCUUGAGCUGAGUCCAAGGUUACAGUGAGUCGUGAUCGAGCUACUGUACUCCAGCCUUGGCAACUGUGCAAGACCCUGUCGCUUAAAAAAAAAAAAAUAGAUCUUUUUUUUUUUUUUUUUUUUUUUGAGACAGGAGUUUUGCUCUUGUUGCCCAGGCUGGAGUGCAGUGGCGCAACCUCCACCUUCUAGGUUCCAGCGAUUCUCCGGCUCCAGCCUCCCCAGUAGCUGGGAUUACAGGCAUGUGCCACCACGCCCAGCUAAUUUUGUAUUUUUAGUAGAGAUGGGGUUUCUCCAUGUUGGUCAGGCUGGUCUCAAACUCCCAACCUCAGGUGAUCCACCCACCUUGGCCCCCCAAAAUCCUGUGAUUACAGGUGUGAGCCACAGCACCCAGCCAAAAAAGUAAUUUUUGUUAAAGUAGUAAUGCUGUAAUGUUGGUGUGAUUCCAACCUCCAGCCACCCCCCUACCCCCCCCAGUUUUGUUCCUGUUAAAACACCUCCUGAUGAAAUAAAAUGAAAUCUGAAAUGCACCUCUGGGAUCGGGAAUGGUCUGCGUGGUGUCAGCUGCGACUGGUUCACUGCACCUGGACAAGCCUCAGUUCGUGCUGCCAGGGUUGGCACUGGGGAUUCUGGCCAGUGUAAUUCCUGUCAACCACGGACAUUUGCCUUCAUGUGUAGAAUUUACACUGUUGUUAUGCAAAUUAUAUUUUCUAUUAUAAAUGAAA
This is a messenger RNA of Mandrillus leucophaeus (drill), 3726 nucleotides long. RefSeq names its product NOP14 nucleolar protein (gene NOP14). Gene Ontology annotation, cellular component: nucleolus; small-subunit processome; Noc4p-Nop14p complex. NCBI's taxonomy places the organism in Eukaryota, Metazoa, Chordata, Mammalia, Primates, Cercopithecidae. The record is from RefSeq and is a predicted model, not a curated record. The transcript is spliced from 17 exons. Gene Ontology annotation, biological process: maturation of SSU-rRNA.